Messenger RNA from Lodderomyces pseudojiufengensis, 576 nucleotides. RefSeq names its product peptide alpha-N-acetyltransferase complex B subunit. The record is from RefSeq and is a predicted model, not a curated record. Gene Ontology annotation, molecular function: protein-N-terminal amino-acid acetyltransferase activity. NCBI's taxonomy places the organism in Eukaryota, Fungi, Ascomycota, Pichiomycetes, Serinales, Debaryomycetaceae. The transcript has a single exon. Gene Ontology annotation, cellular component: NatB complex. The coding region runs from base 1 to 576 and encodes 191 amino acids. Gene Ontology annotation, biological process: N-terminal peptidyl-methionine acetylation.
AUGACGUCGAUAAAGCCUUUCCAAUUGGAAGAUUUAUUCAACAUCAACCAAGUCAACCUAGAUCCAUUGACUGAAAAUUUUAAUAUAUCAUUCUACUCACAAUAUUUGAAUACAUGGCCUAAUCUUUUUUACAAAUCAACAGAAUCGACAAAUAACGAAGAAGAAGUAAUAAGUGGGUAUAUGAUGGCUAAAACGGAAGGUAGUUUGUCCAAAAAUGAAUUACAUACUCAUAUAACAGCUGUUACAAUAAAUCAAAAUUAUAGAAGAAUAAAUUUAGCAUCAAAAUUAUGUUUACAAUUAGAAAAAAUAUCAGAAGUUCAACAAACGUUAUUUAUAGAUUUAUUUGUUAAAGUCACCAAUGAAUUAGGAAGAAAAUUAUAUGAAAAAUUAGGUUAUAGUAUUUAUCGAAGAGUUAUAGGAUAUUAUGGAAAAACAAUGCCUGAUGAUAGAAAUAAACUAGAUAAUGAUAUUGAUGCAUUUGAUAUGAGAAAAAGCUUGCAAUUGGAUAAAAAUAAGUCAACUAUUAGAGAAAAUGGUGAUAAAGUUUAUGUGUUACCUACAGAGAUAUUUUUUUAA